Molecule: messenger RNA, 777 nt
Organism: Drosophila innubila
Lineage: Eukaryota; Metazoa; Arthropoda; Insecta; Diptera; Drosophilidae
Exons: 1
Coding region: 1-777 (258 amino acids)
Source: RefSeq, a predicted model, not a curated record
AUGUCAGAUUUGAACGACUUGGAUUUGGCGACAUCCGCCAUCGUCAUCAAGAAGACAUAUACGCUAACCUGCAUCUUUAUAUUGACGGCGGUGUUUCAGUGGUACUUUGUUGUGGCCUACAUACGUGUCGAUCUAUCUGGAUAUAGUACAUCAUUCAUGAUGAUGGGCUUCUUAUUUGUUACCAUAUUCCAUUCGGUUCCCUCACUACGCCAUGUGUAUCCUUACAACUACGUAUUCAUGCUGAUCACAGCGGAGCUUUUAAUUUUGGGUGCCGGCACAUUGAGUAUGAAAUCGAGUCUCAGACUUUUAAUAUCUCUAACACUGAGUACACUUUUUGUAUUCAUGUGUUUGAUUAUAAUGGGUGCCAUUCUUCAGAAGAGUAUCGAGGUAAAUCCUUUCUGUGCAGUCACCACAUUUUUCUUCAGUUUUAUGUCCAUAUCGAUGAUGAUCUAUUUUCACAUAACCCUGGAAACACCUAUGGUUUUAAUGGUCAGUAAUUUUAUUGUUGUAUACGCUAUUUUGGGUGUAGUUAUAUUUCACUCGAUGGUGGUUCACAAUGGACAAUCGCGUCUCUAUCACGAUGACUAUUUCCUUAUGGGGCUGCUGCUCUUUGUGGACUUUAUAUGCAUCUUUGUUGUUGGCAUGAUUUACGUUAUUGGAAAUUUCAAGAAGCCGCAAUAUCUAUGUGGUGGACAUGAAGUCACAACUCCAGCCAAGGUGGAAUCCGCAAUAUUUAAUGAAAAUUUUAAGCACAAGACACACACUGCUAAACCGUAA